CCGCUUUGCAGCUCACGAACCCCAGCCGCGCCGUGAGCUCGGGCCGGCGGGACUGCCGCUGGAGGCGGGGCGGGGUCGCCGUGGGCUCUGCGGGGAGCCCAGGCCAACAGGCCGCGGGUUCGGGCUCCUGACCAGCUGGGCCGCGUGUGUCUGCCAAGGGCUGUCUUUGGACUGUGUCUCCGCGCUUCUAGGGGGCCUGGUCCUCGGGGAACCCCCCCGGCGCGGGGCCUGCGCCUCGGGACACCCGCCCCCCGCAGCGGGCCCUUGGAAGGGGGGUCCCCCUCCCACUCCAGCCAGCUCCCAAACUUUGCGAAUACUCCAGCGGAGGCUCCUCCUACCCCGGUGCCCAAUUAGUGACUCUGGCCCUGUCCCUUUAAGGCUCCAGCGCCGGGCCAGCGAGGGGGAAGCUUUGGCUAGAACUGAACUCUCCGAGUUAGCGGGGAGCCGGGGGAGCCCCGGAGCUGGGAGCCGGGCCCCGCGCUGCCUCGCUCCAAGGCCCCCGCCGGGGGCACUCGGGGAGGUGUGAGUUUUUGGCAGCAGCAGGCGCGGGGGCGGAGGCUGGGAGCCCGGGAGCGCAGUCUCCUAGGGGGGACCCGGCCCCAUGGCUCGGGGGGGCUGCUGAGCCCCUGCCCGGCGAAGGACGCGGAGCCAGGAGCCCGGGGGCGGGCGGGGGCACCCCUCUUUUGGGGCCAUGACCUCCGCCAAGGAAGGGAAGGCGGCGGGCCCCCUCUUGUGCCCCGCCGGCCAGGAGAGGCGGAGGAGCCCGCUGGACCAGCUGCCGCCCCCAGCCAACUCCAACAAGCCGCUGACCCCGUUCAGCAUCGAGGACAUCCUGAGCAAGCCGUCGGUGCGGAAAGCGGCCACCGGGCCCUGCGCCCCCUCGCCCCGGCUGCUGGACAGAGCGGCCGGCUCCGGAGCGCCCCGGAACGGCGUGCCCGCCCCGUCCUCCCCGCUCUGCGCCCUGGAGGAGCUGGCCAGCAAAACUUUCCAGGGGCUGGAGGUGAACGUGCUGCAGGCUGCGGAAGGUCGCGACCCGCUGGGCGCCUUCGGGCCGCGGCCGGCCUCCAAGAAGCGGCGGAAGUCGCGCACGGCCUUCACCAACCACCAGCUCUACGAGCUGGAGAAGCGCUUCCUCUACCAGAAGUACCUGGCGCCGGCCGACCGCGACCACCUGGCGCAGCAGCUGGGCCUGAGCAACGCGCAGGUCAUCACCUGGUUCCAGAACCGCCGCGCCAAGCUCAAGCGCGACCUGGAGGAGAUGAAGGCCGACGUGGAGUCGCUCAAGAAGCUGCCGCCGGCCGCCCUGGAGAGCCUGGCGGGCAUGGCCGAGCUCGGCGAGCCCCCGGGCCCCGAGCCCUGCUCCGAGGAGGAGAUCGAGGUGGACGACUAGGGGCAGGGGCCAGCGCCCGGGGCCCGCGGCCGAGACCCCCCAGGCAGCCGGCCCCCGUCUGCGCCCCUCUGAACUGAGAGCCUGGGACUUACCAAAUACACCUCACUGAGGGGGGAGCCCCCCUGCCCACCCUCAGGCGCGGGUACCCUUCCCCCAGCCUCCCC
Molecule: messenger RNA, 1554 nt
Organism: Chrysemys picta bellii (western painted turtle)
Lineage: Eukaryota; Metazoa; Chordata; Testudines; Emydidae
Source: RefSeq, a predicted model, not a curated record